ACUCAUUCCUCUUUGUAAGUGGAAGUGUCGAGCCAGGUUCGGGUAGCAUUCUCAUCAUAGCAGCCACAAGAAUCCUGAGAAUGGCAGCUGUCCGUCUCCUGCUGUGGACCCUUGUGGUUUUGGUGUCAUCCAUCCAUUUGGAUGCACAAGAAAUCUAUGAGGUGGUUCGACCAGUCAGACUCCAUGAUCUUCAUAAAAGAGCUUUAGAGUCCACCAGGCCUGAUCAAGUGAAAUAUGCCAUGACUCUUGGCGGUAAACGCAUUGAAAUGCAUCUUGAGAAAAACACUGAUUUUAUAACUGAGGACUACACCGAGACUCAUUACACAAGCGAUGGGACACCUGUCAUAACUAAACCUGUUGAAAUAGAUCUCUGCUACUACCAGGGGAAGAUCAUGAAUGACAGGAACUCGGUGGUCAGCGUGAGCACCUGUGAUGGACUGCGGGGUUAUUUCCAGACUGCGGAACAGAGGUUUAUUAUCGAACCUCUGACUGAAGAUGCUGAUGGUGACCAUGCAGUGAUGAAGUACGACAAUGUGACUGAUUCUCCUUCUGUAUGUGGAGUCACCAACAUGACCUGGUACCCUGUUCCUGAAGGCUUCCCAGGGUCUUCUCCUGGAAAAUCUAAAGCUCGCUCAUCAGGCCAAACAAUGUUCCUGCAAGAGAAAUACAAUGAACUCAUCCUUGUAGCGGACAACAGAAUGUAUCGGAAGAUGGAAAAGAGCAUCACCAAAGUGAGACAGAGGGUCUUCGCUAUUCUCAACUUUGCCAAUGUUGUGUAUAAACCGAUGAACACUUUCAUUGCUUUGAUUGCUUUGGAGAUUUGGACUGAUGCUGAUAAGAUAAUGGUGACUACGCCUGCUGGUGACACACUGGUUGAAUUUACAAAGUGGAGAAAUGAGAACCUAAUAAAGAGGCAGAAGCACGACAACGCUUACCUGAUCACUAAUAUCGACUUUGAUGGGUCGACAGUGGGCCUGGCAUAUGUUGGCACCUUGUGCACAGACUACUCUACCGGAGUCAUCCAGGACCAUAAUACACAAACCACAGCUGUAGGUGCCACCCUGGCGCAUGAGAUGGGACACAACCUGGGCAUGAGCCAUGACAGCACCUCGUGUACAUGUGCCAGUGAUAGCUGUAUCAUGGCUGCCAUUCUGAGCUACAAAGUCCCAGAACUCUUCAGCAGCUGCAGCGUGACCAAUUUUGUGACGUUCCUGAACACACGUAACCCUGAAUGUCUCCUCAAUAAACCACAAGCCAUAGACAUGAUCCAGCCUGCAGUGUGCGGCAACGGCUUCCAAGAGACCGGGGAAGACUGCGACUGCGGAUCUGUGACGGAGUGCACCAACCCGUGCUGCAAUGCCACCACGUGCACGCUCUCAAAGGGCUCGAUGUGUGCAGAUGGAGAGUGUUGUAAGGACUGUAAGAUUGCUGAAGUCACCUUGAUGUGUCGUCCCAAGCGUGAUGAGUGUGACCUGCCUGAAUAUUGCACAGGAAGUUCAACCACAUGCCCUGAGGACAUCUUCUCAGUGAACGGGUUGCCAUGCAUGGAUGGCGCUGGCUACUGCUACAACGGAGAGUGCCCUCGACGGAAAGACCAGUGCAUGAAAAUGUGGGGUUCAGGUGCCGUGGUAGCAGAUGAUGAGUGUUAUAGCCAGAACAAACAGGGAACGUUCUUUGCUUAUUGUACACGACCCACCAACGAUGAGUAUAUAGGUUGCCAGAAACAGGAUGUCAUGUGUGGGAAGCUUUUCUGCGACAAAGGUCAGGAGUUCCCAAACUAUGGCCUCUCUGUCACGUUCAGAACGUGCAAAGCCACUUACUACAGCAACAGUGCCCAAGAUUUUGGUCAGGUGAACACAGGGACCAAGUGUGGUGAAGGGAAGGUGUGUAGUCAAAACCAGUGUGUGAGUUUAGAUGUCGCCUACAACGCAGCCAGCUGCUCCAAUCGCUGCAGUGGCAAUAGGGUGUGUAAUCAUAAGCUGGAGUGCACUUGCGCACCUAACUGGCUCCCACCUGACUGUGAGAUGCCAGACACCAGUUCUCAGGCUACAGAAACAAGUCCAGUGAUAGGCAUUGCUGUGGCCAUCGUUAUCCUGGUGGGGGCUGUUUUAGUUGGGAUAGCCAUCUACUGCGUGAAAUGUAGGAAGAAUCAAAGCAGAACGAACCGUUCCCAGAUGUCUAUGGUAAAUGCUUAAUGUCCCCCCCCGGGAUUGUGAAAAUCCAGUCAAAGAAUGACGGUCAUACAGAACACAACAAGGAUAUCAUAGAAUUGUGUUUUACAGACUUUCACAAAAAACACUUGAAGAGAACUGAUGCUGUGAAGUUAUUCAUCAACUCCAAAAGAUCUACCUUGCUUCAAAGUUUGGUCAGAACCAUUAUCGUUUUUUUCUUGUCUACAUCUAGCAGUGAAUUAACCUUUUCACAUGACCUUAAACUACUGGAUUGGCUGUGUAAAAUGAUUGGCUACUAAAAUUAGGACACACUCAGUGGUAUGCAUUGCUUGAAGCCUUUUUUCUAUACUUAGAAGAUAAUGAGAACAUAAGUACAUAUUUAUAUAUGUACUCAUAUAUAUGUAUAUGCUGCAACAUGGAAAAAACUUUCCCUUGGUUAAAUGUUGACGUUUUCUUUUGCAAAUACAGUCGUGAAAAAAAGAUGUACUGUACAUCUCAUUGAAAUUGGAGAAUUUUGUCAACAUAUUUAAACAAGCAAGCAUUUCACUCUCUUUGAUACAAUGCCUAGAGAUGAAGGCGAUGUACUCCAACAAACACUACACUAAAUGAACAUUUUGUAGUUAUUUUCAUAAUUUAAAUUUAAAAAAACAGUCAGAAAAAGUAAGUACACCCUUACAUUUAUCACACUUUCAAGUCCAUAUGAGCAAUUGCGCACUCUGAUUGACUACCACUAGGCUAUCAGCUCAUAUACCAUGAGUAGAGAAAAACAAAAUGGCAGUGCGUGUUGCUCAACCAACCGAGGAUGAAAUAAAAACAUUAGAAUCAGGUGUUCCAGAUUAGUUGCCGUUGAUUAGAACCUCUUGCAGGUGGAACCCAUCUUAUUUAAACCUGACAUCUAGGGUCUGGUGUUCUCUUUGCUGCUGAAGUGUGUCGUGUCAUCAAGAUCUAAAGAGCUCUCUAAGGCCUUCAGAAAAAAAGGUUGUGGAUGCCUAUGAAUCUGGCAAGGGUUUUAAAAAGAUCUCUAAAUUAUUAGAAAUAAAUCAUUCCACUGUAAGGACUACAGUACAUCUACAAGUCACGUACAUUUCAAACAGCUACCAAUUUGUCCAGGACUGGCAGCAAAUUCAUCCCAAUAGCAGACCGUUUGAUGCUAAAAGAAGUCUCCAAGAACCCCAAAAUUUCAUCACUAGAUCUGCAGGUAACUGUUGGUGUGAAAGUGGUGUGAAACAUCUACAAUCAGAAAGAGAUUGGAUAAAUUUGACCUGCAUGGGAGGCGUGCCAGGAAAAAACUUUGCUGUCCAAAAGGAACAUUAAAGCAAGACUACAGUUUGCCAAAUGAACAUAUAGACAAAGACCAGGCCUUUUGGAAUAACGUGCUUUCGACAGACGAAUCAAAUGUGUGGUGCAGACCAAAGACGGCUUUUCAGGAGAAAAACCUCAUACUACCUGUGAAUCAUGGUGGUGGAAAUGUUAUGGUUUGGGGUUGCUUCGCUGUCUCAGGGACUGGGAGGCUUGCAUUCAUUGAUUCAACUGUGAAUUCUGAAUCAUAUCAAAGAGCUCUUGAGGAGAACAUGAGACCAUCUGUUGAAAAGUUGGAGUUGAACCAAAGGUGGACCUUUCAACAAGAUAAUGAUCCUAAACACACAAGCAAAUCCACCAAGGAAUGGCUCAGAAAGAAGAAAUGGAGGGUUAUGGAAUGGCCUUUUUCAUCAAAGUGCAGAUUUGAGUUGGCCUAGUGGUUAGCGUGUCUGCCUCUCGAUCGGGAGAUUGGGAGUUCUACUAGCGAUUGGGUCAUACCAAAGACAAUCAUAAAAAAAAUGGCACCUACUGCCACCUGGCAAGGCAUGCUGCAAUACAGAUGUGAGUGGGGAGUCAAACUCUUGUGGUUACCAGAGGACCAGCCCCUCACUGUAACCCUAGCUAUGUAAUAGGCGAGAGGCCGAGGGCUACAGAAACGGAGAUCAGCGCUGCCUAAUGAGCCGUGCGGUAAAGGCUUUAGUAGAUUUGAACCCCAUUGAAAUGUUGAGGGGAGAUUUUGAAAAGGGCAGGACAUGCAAGAAAACCUUCAAACAGUGUGCAAAUGAAGGAAUUUUGCAUUGAAGAGUGGACAAAAAUUUCAGCAAGCUGAUAUUGGAGACUGGUAGACAAUUAUGCAAAACUGGUGUGUAGUGGUUAGCACUGUCGCCUCACAGCAAGAAGGUUCUGGGUUCAAGCCCAGUGGCUGACAGGGGCCUUUCUGUGUGGAGUGUGUAUGUUCUCCUCAUGUCUGUGUGGGUUUCCUCUGAGUGCUCUGGUUUCCCCCACAUUCCAAAGACGUGCAGGUUAGAUUGAAUGUGAGUGUGAAUGGUUGUUUGUCUCUAUGUGUCAGCCCUGUGAUGAUCUGGCGACUUGUCCAGGGUGUACCCCGCCUCUCACCCACAGUCAGCUGGGAUAGGCUCCAGCUCACCUGCGACCCUGCACAGGAUAAGCGGCUACAGAUAAUGGAUGGAUGGAAAUGGGGUUCUUUUAAUCACAUACAACUGGGGGAAUAAAACAAUAACCAUUCAUUUAUUUCCAGGCUUAGGGAGUAACGGAAUACAUGUAAUGGCGUUACGUAAUAAGGAUACAAAAAAAGGUAACUGUAUUCCGUUACAGUUACAGAAAAAAAGACAUACUCAGAUUACAGGUACAUUUAGUGAAAAUGGGGAUUAUUUAGCAGGAUUACAAUUUUCAUGCUAUUUUAUUUUUUCAUUUAAAACUGGAGAUGGAGGGAAAAUAACAUACUGUCAUACACACAUGUGCGCGCACUACGACACUUCAUGUCUGUCAGUAUAUAAAACUUGCCACCUGGAAUGGUGUCUAUCGAAAAAAAACGCGUUCACCGGGUAGAAAUUUCGCCAUUAUUUUAAAUUUGUGGAACAAAAGGGGAACAACAACACCGUGCAAUGCAAAUUGUGCCUUCCAGCUGUGAAACGCCUGUCAUCGUCCAAGGACUCGACUUCCAAUCUGAAGAAACAUUUACAGGUAAGACUGCUAAUAUUAGCUAAGCUAACGUUAGUUAGCUAGCGAACCUGUCAAUACCGGUCCUAUUACAACCUCUGAUAAAUAUUUUGGGACUGCGUGUGGUGAUGCUGGGGACUGGGAUAGUUUGCAGGGUUGGGAAGAAUAUUUUUUCAAACAGUUCUGGUUUGCCGGUAAUUAAAUUAACAAAGAAUCCCCAAAGACUGAAACUACCUGUGAUGAGGCGCGGCUGGCUGGGCUGCUUGCACCUUGUACAGCGCUCAGAUAGAGAGACAACUGAAACUCUUUGGAUUUUUCAGAAGAAAAGCAAUGGGUAAGAAUUCAUAAAGGCUGGCGCUCGUCAUAUUAUUAAGGUCCAUAUCAGUACAAAUGAAGGCUAUGCAUUUCGGUGCCCAUUUCGAGAGAAGAACAUUAAAUUAUUACAUCUCAUUAUUAUUGCUCAUGCUCUAGAUAGCCAGGAAGACCGAAUGACGCCAUUGUUAUUGAACAGGUUGCAUUUUUUUGGAACGUUAGCCUAAAGUAAGUAAAAAAACUAAAUUACAUCGACGAAUAUUUCUAAUUACCAGCAACUAAGGUGUUAUUGCCAGUUACGAGUCAGUGGGACAGUUCCCUCACAGUAGCAUCCUUAAUGCCUGCACACUUGAUGUCAUAGGUGUUUUGGUUUAACGAGUGACCUUGUUUACUAGUGACAUGACACUUGUAGUGAUGACAGUUGUUAGAAAUACACACAGAACAUGUACUUGUCCUCCUAAAAACCUUGAAUUGUACUUAUCUAUUUCAAAUAUUUUUUAUGACUACCACAAGUGCCACUAAUAAUGAUAACCUUUAUGAUGAUAGGUACUGUUAUUGUUGAUGUUAUCAUAGUAAAUGUGCUGCUGCCCGAGUUUGAGUGUUUUAGUGAUGUGUGGUUAUUUGUGGUGUGGUGUGAUCCAUACCUUUUUGUUGAAAAUUUAAGUGAACAUUGGAUUUGUCUCAUCUCAUCUCAUUAUCUCUAGCCGCUUUAUCCUGUUCUACAGGGUCACAGGCAAGCUGGAGCCUAUCCCAGCUGACUACGGGCGAGAGGCGGGGUACACCCUGGACAAGUCGCCAGGUCAUCACAGGGCUGACACAUAGACACAGACAACCAUUCACACCUACGGUCAAUUUAGAGCCACCAGUUAACCUAACCUGCAUGUCUUUGGACUGUGGGGGAAACCGGAGCACCCGGAGGAAACCCACGCGGACACAGGGAGAACAUGCAAACUCCGCACAGAAAGGCCCUCGCCGGCCACUUGGCUUGAACCUGGACCUUCUUGCUGUGAGGCGACAGCACUAACCACUACACCACCGUGCUGCCCACAUUGGAUUUGUUUAAAGCAAUAUUUUGAGUGUUCUUGAUCCAUACUGUUAACUAGCAGAUUUUUUUCUUAAUAAACUACUACGUGGUGAA
This is a messenger RNA of Neoarius graeffei (lesser salmon catfish), 6600 nucleotides long. RefSeq names its product zinc metalloproteinase-disintegrin-like crotastatin. Gene Ontology annotation, cellular component: plasma membrane. Gene Ontology annotation, molecular function: metalloendopeptidase activity. Lineage: Eukaryota; Metazoa; Chordata; Actinopteri; Siluriformes; Ariidae. Bases 81 to 2195 code for a protein of 704 amino acids. The record is from RefSeq and is a predicted model, not a curated record. Gene Ontology annotation, biological process: proteolysis. The transcript is spliced from 21 exons.